Phytophthora nicotianae INRA-310 is the source of this 1419-nucleotide messenger RNA. RefSeq lists its product as hypothetical. The transcript has 2 exons. NCBI's taxonomy places the organism in Eukaryota, Oomycota, Peronosporomycetes, Peronosporales, Peronosporaceae. The coding region runs from base 1 to 1419 and encodes 472 amino acids. The record is from RefSeq and is a predicted model, not a curated record.
AUGCACGCAGUUGGUGAUUCCAUCGACUACAAGCACAGUGAUAAUGUCACACCCGACAUUGGUAACGACGGAUACACGUACCUUUUGCAAUAUCAAUUCAAUGAACUGGAUGAAUCGGAGAUGCUUGAUAACUUCUUCUUCAAGUCCAGUGAAGACCGUGAAUCAUUUGAACAAGCGAACGUUGAAUGCGGUGUGGAAUACUUCCUUGCAACAAAAUCCUACGAUGAGCAAUUGUAUCAAUUGUGCAUGAUGAUUCGAGGCGAUUGGCUCUGCAACAACCAAAACGUGUGGAAUCUCGCUGGAUUCUUUGCUCGUCAACGUCAUUCUGAUUGGUAUUUGAUGCGCAAGACCUAUCUCUGUGUGCUCAAACAAAAAGUAGAGCGUUUCAACAAGGAGUUUGCUACCAAAGAAUUCGAUGGUUGGUUUGAUUCCAAGUAUAAUCCAUCACUGAACGAAGGCAAACUGAAAGGGAUUGCUGCUGGUUGUGAUUCUGCUGCAUACAAGCAAUGGAAGGAUGAAUACGAAGUCAAGGAGCCAAGGAAAACAUCCACUUCGAAGACGUUUGAGCUUUCUACACUUGAUCAAGAUUUCGAAUUGACAUUCAAGUCUGAGCGGAAGUUGGCAACGCUAACUCAGCUGGUGGAAUUAACUGGUCGAAUAACUGAUGACAUGCGUUCAGCCAUGGUUGAUACAUCAUUUGAGAUCGAUGAGCUUGAGUAUUGGGCGGAGAAGUAUCUAGUGAUCGAGAACAAGCCCAAUCGUGACUUUGAUUUAAAUUUCAGUACUUUCGAGAAGAUGUUGAAUACUACCAGCUUCGAGUCUCUUCAUUUGCUGAAACGAUUUGCGCUCUACUUCAUCCACGAGUUCUACGUCUUUGAAGGAUCUGAUAUCACCUACUGCAAGCGUAAGCCAACAGAGGACGAUAAUUCUGUGAUCAAGGCAUAUGACCCAAAGAACUUCUUUAAGUUGCAAAUUCAGUUCAUUGCAAACAAGAAGCCACGUUCCACCAAGCUGUCUGACCUUCUCAAUACGGUUCCAUUCCACAAGUUUGCAAAUACUGUCUACAAAUGGGAACAUGAUCCAAAUGAUAUGGAGACAUUCAGCUUAGCAAAUCCACUACAGGCAAAGGAUCUUUACGAAGAUAUUACCGAAUCUGACUUGCACACAGUAUUAGUCGAUUACCUGAAGCGUAUCAUUCGCUUCAAUCAUCCUGAGAGGUACCAGUGGUUGAUGGAGUAUAUCGGUAGCAUUUGUCACUAUCCAGACAGCAAGACGAAGGUUAUGCUCGUGUUAUAUUCAAUGGAGAAGCAGAUUGGCAAGUCGAACUUCUUCAAGCUUCUUACGAGUCUUCUGGGAACGGCAAAUACUCACAUGACUCAGCAUCUUACCAAUUUCUUCGGAGAGCCGCUCGUUUCGUAA